Molecule: messenger RNA, 222 nt
Organism: Helobdella robusta
Lineage: Eukaryota; Metazoa; Annelida; Clitellata; Rhynchobdellida; Glossiphoniidae
Exons: 1
Biological process (GO): adenylate cyclase-activating G protein-coupled receptor signaling pathway
Molecular function (GO): G protein-coupled receptor activity
Source: RefSeq, a predicted model, not a curated record
AGUGGCAACUGGUCAGAAGAUGGUUGUAGAGUAUCAUGGACCAAUGAAACGAUGACCAAUUGUAGCUGUGACCAUAUGACGAACUUUGCACUUUUAAUGAGUGUCGACCAGCCCAACUUACUGGACAAUAUCAUAAUUGAUACUAUAUCUCACGUCGGUUGUAUCAUCUCCAUUGUGGCUCUCAUGCUCACUAUCAUGAUCAUUGCUGUUUCUUGGAAGUAA